GUAACUUUUGCGACGUCGCCCCACUUGCAGGCCCAGUGGUGCUGAGCACGCCGGCCCAGCUGGUGGCGCCGGUGGUGGUGGCCCGCGGAACGCUUUCCAUCACCACCACGGAGAUCUACUUCGAGGUGGACGAGGACGACCCCGCCUUCAAGAAGGCUGACGCGAAGGUGCUGGCCUACUCGGAGGGUCUGCACGGCAAGUGGAUGUUCAGCGAGAUCCGAGCCGUGUUUUCCCGACGCUACUUGCUGCACAACACGGGUCUGGAGGUCUUCAUGGCCAACAGAA
Hippocampus comes (tiger tail seahorse) is the source of this 285-nucleotide messenger RNA. Its product is annotated as neurobeachin-like. The record is from RefSeq and is a predicted model, not a curated record. Gene Ontology annotation, cellular component: membrane; cytosol. The annotation marks the transcript as partial. Gene Ontology annotation, molecular function: protein kinase binding. The transcript has 2 exons. NCBI's taxonomy places the organism in Eukaryota, Metazoa, Chordata, Actinopteri, Syngnathiformes, Syngnathidae. Gene Ontology annotation, biological process: intracellular protein localization.